Molecule: messenger RNA, 5268 nt
Organism: Caretta caretta (loggerhead turtle)
Lineage: Eukaryota; Metazoa; Chordata; Testudines; Cheloniidae
Source: RefSeq, a predicted model, not a curated record
UUGCCAUGACUCCCGUAGCCCCGCCCCCCGCUGUCCCUAGCGCUGUUCCAGGGGCCCGAGCGGCCCCGGCUGCCUCCCGCCCCCGCCGCAUGGAGGAGCCCGCGCGGGAAAAAGUACAGGUGGAAGACAUACUUGAGAGGCUCAAGGAAGAAGGAAUCGACCCUUCAGCUUCUGCAGAUGAACAACUUUGUUAUGUUUGGCAAUUAUUCCUGCGUAAUGAAGACAAGUUACGGUCUGCUAGUCAGGAUUUAGAGGACCUUAGACAACAGCGAGCAGAAGAAAUGAGAGAGACAUCACCACCAAGCGACUGAAGCGCUGAUCGAAGGGAGAGCCUGGCUGAAGGGCAACCAGCCAGCCUGUGGUGGAGCAUUAUGUGGGUCAUGUCCGUAGUCUCACAGCAGAGCGAGACGCUUUCACCACUGAGUUUGAAAAAGAAAAUGAACAACUCAGAAUUGAAUUUACACAACUGCAACUCCAGCAGGUAUGUCAAAUGUUUGCUGUUGGGAACCUGCCUAGUCCCACUCAACAUCCUGCUUUGAGAGUCAAUGUAUGGGUUCACUGGAGCCAGGUGUGAACAGAAAACCUAUCAUUCCUAUGAAGAGCUGUAUACUUUUUGAUCCACUGAAGCUGGCAUGUCUCUGACUGCUUUGAUCUUGUUGGGAUUUGUAUUCAGUCCCGCCACGCGUGGCAAGCUGCAGGUGACCAUGCAGAGCUCAUCAGCAGAGGUGACCAUGACGGAGUCCCAGAAUCGCAAAAGAGCUCCAGCAUGGACUGAACGGGAGGUACGGGAUCUGAUCGCUGUAUGGUGAAAGGAAUCCGUGCUAUCAGAACUCCGUUCCAGUUUUCGAAAUGCCAAAACCUUUGUCAAAAUCUCCCAGGGCAUGAAGGACAGAGGCCAUAACAGGGACUCGAAGCAGUGCUGCAUGAAACUUAAGGAGCUGAGGCAAGCCUACCAGAAAACCAGAGAGACGAACGGCCGCUCCGGGUCAGAGCCCCAAACAUGCCGCUUCUAUGAUGAACUGCAUGCCAUUUUAGGGGGUUCAGCCACCACUACCCCAGCCAUGUUGUUUGACUCCUUCAAUGGAGAUGGAGGCAACAUGGAAGCAGGUUUUGGGGACGAAGAAGAUGAUGAUGAUGAUGAUGAGGUUGUAGAUAGCUCACAGCAAGCAAGCGGAGAAACCGGUUUUCCCGACAGCCAGGAACUGUUUCUCACCCUGGACCUGGAGCCAGUACCCCCCGAACCCACCCAAGGCUGCCUCCUGGACCCGGCAGGCGGAGAAGGGACCUCCGCUGCAUGUGUUUCAAUGUUCAGAGGAUCUUCUCUUUCCCAGAGGCUAGUGAAGAUUAGAAAGAAAAAAAACGCACUCGUGAUAAAAUGUUCUCUGAGCUCAUGCUGUCCUCCCACACUGACAGAGCACAGACGAAUGCGUGGAGGCAAAUAAUGUCAGAGUGCAGGAAAGCACAAAAUGACCGGGAGGAGAGGUGGCGGGCUGAAGAGAAAGCCCAGCUGAAGGAGGUAGAGGAAAUGCUGGCACAGGAAGGCUUGUCCAAGAUAGCUCACAGCAGUCCUAGUGAACAGAUUGCUUAUUUACUGGUAGAAAGAACUACGCUGUUGGAGAAACUAGAGAUUGCAGAUCAAAAGCUGGAUUCACAUAGCUACAUAGACGGACUGUGUGCCGCACAACUUCAGGUCUUUUCGUGCAAGGAUAAGUUUGAUCGUAUCCACCAGACAUUAGAAGAUGAACUUCAGCAACAGCAUGAAUCCGUGCACUAUACUAAAGAGACAAUGAAUAAGUCCCAUAAUGAAGAGCUGGAAAGAGAGAAAGUGUUACGAAAUCGGGUUGAGCGAGACCUGGAUGAGGCCGCACGAAGGCUACAGAUGGCUCACGAAGAGAUCCGCCGGCUAACAGACGAACUGGACGUGCUGAAAAAGGAGCAAAGCAAACUGGAUCCUGCUUUGCGGCUGGCCCCACAAACAUCUGAGAGCUGGAGAGAAGAGAUGAAUAAGCUGAAAGACAGUGAUAGGACUGAGCUGCAGAAGGCCAUGGAACACAACAACAGACUGGACAAGGAAAUUCUAGCAUUGCGCAGUCGGGUCCGAUUGCUUGACUCUGAAAGAAAAGUGUUCCUAGAACUGGUUGAAAAGCUCAAAGAAGAGAUUUGUGAGUAUCAAAAGAAUGAGAAACCAGGACUUGUAGUGCCUGGAAUGGAUGAAACAGAAGAAAACGCAUGUUGCUCACUGCAGGAUAAAAAAGAUCCAGCGAGGUUUGAAGAAGAGUGUGCUGUAGACAAAGCUGACUCAAUUCAGGAAAGAAGAGAUCAGAAUAAUGAGACUGUUCAUAAAAGGUGCCGAAAGGUAAUAGACGACAUUGAGGGCAGGAAUUUUCAGCUUCUGCACAAGCUACAGAAGCUGCAGCGAGAACACGAGGAUUUGGUUGAACGUAAUGAAGAGUUAGAAUCGAUUCUGGGAGAAACUCAGAACCAAACCAGAGAAGAGAGAGAACAUCUUGAGGGUGAGAUUGAAGGACUUCACAGGAAAAUCACAAGUUUAGAGACGGAAUUACUCAAAGCACAGAUGAAUAAAACUGAAGCCAACAUGAAAGAUCAAGAAACAACUAAAAAAGUGCAAGAUUUCCAAGAGAUGCUGAAAAGCCACGAGGAGAAGGUUGAAGUACUUGAAAGUAAAUUAUCAGAGGAGAGAGAUUGGAGAAAGCAACUUGCAUCUGACCUUGAAAAGACGCAGAAAGCUUUGAAGGCUGAAAAAAAGGAAUUACAUAAUUCAAAGUCAGAGCUCAUGAGUCUUUAUAAUGAGCUCCAGAAUCUCCGAGGUGCGGCAGAAGAAAGAGAUUUCCUUAAUGUAACCCAUGAGAAACUACAGCAAGAAAAUACUUUAUUGGAAACAAAGGUCUCUGAGCUCUCACAGGAAUGUGAACAGUUAAACCAGCUUGUAGUGAAUCAGAAGACAGAUGAAAACUUUUCAACAAGUGAAAGGAAAUAUAAAGAGCUUAUGACUAAAGCAAGAAUAUUGGAAGAACAGAUCCAAAUCCUGGGAGGAGAGAGAGACCAAUUAUGUACCAAGCUAUUAGAGAGCAACAAGAAAACAGAGGAGUUAGAAAAGCAGGUGAAGGGGAGCAAUGAAGAAAAACAACUGUUACAGGAAGAAAAUGCUCAGCUAAGACAAGACAUCCUGGCUACAAGGGAACAAUUUCACAACAAGAUAGAAGAGGCUGUAAGCAUUAAAUCUGAGAUGAGCCAAGAGACCCAGCCUCUCAACCCCCGGAGCUCUGAAUGUAACACAGCAUUAAACAUGAGCAUUAAACAGUAUCUGUCUGGAGAGAGACUCCUGCAGCAGCAACAGGAGGAAAUGCAACAACUGAGACAGGAUUUCCACAGAGUUCAGAAUUUGUGCAGCUCGGCUGAGAAAGAGCUGAGAUAUGAAAGGGAGAAAAACUUGGACUUAAAGAAGUAUAAUAUUUUGCUCCAGCAAGAAAGCACCAAGGUCAAAGCUGAACUGAGACAAGUCCAGUUGAAGUUAACCGACUCAACCAAAAUGUGCUCCUCUCUCACUGUGCAAUGGGAGCACAGUCAGCAGAAAGUCAAAGAACUUGAACUAGAGCUGCUGAAGCACUCCCAGAGUAGUAAACUGCAGAGCAGUCUGCAGGAGAAACUUGCACUGGAGAAAUCUAGGGCUACUGAUGCAGAGAAAAAGGUUUUGGAGCUACAGCAAAAACUGAAGGAAUCCCAUCAUCAGCUCCGCCUAACUGAGACCCAUGUUUUGGGCAGGAAACAAAUGGGGGAGGAGUUAAAGGAGGCCCAAGAAAGGGAAACUCAGCUGCGGUGGCAGUUCCAGGAAGAGCAGCGGAAAAGGAAGCUCCUGGAUCAGCAUGCAGAGGAGCUGCAGCAACAGCUCAGACACUCACACGAGACUGAGACUUUGCUGGCCAAGACUCAUGCUGAGCUGCAGGUCAGGUGUCAGCAGCAGGAGGCACAACUGCAUAUAUUAGAGGAUGAAAAAAAAACAGCAUCAAAUGAGCAUCUCCAUUGUCAAAAAACCAGUCAGAACCUUUCAGAGCAGCUAUCGCUGUUGCAGCAGGAGAAGGAAACCCUCCACGAGGAAUAUCAUCAUCUCCUGAAGCAGCUCGACAUCUACGUCAGGAAACACAAUGAGCGGCAACUCCGCCAUAAAGCCAAGCUCCGCAGAGCCAAGGAGACAUUUGUUCAUGAAGUGAAGCAAAGAGAUGUGAGGAUUAAACAGCUUGAAAGUGAAAUUGUGCUGUCCAGGAGCCAGACGGGAAAGGAACAUGCAUUGAUCAGACAGAUCACCACGGAGAAUGAGAAUUUGCUCCAAGAGAAAAGAGAACUCUUACAGCAGCUUAAUGAACAGGAAGAAAUUGGACAGAACAACAAAUGGAUCAUUUCCACAAUCCAGAACAGAGUGCAGUUCCUGGAUGAAGAAAACAAGCGACUCCAGGAAAGCACCCUGCAGCUUUCCGGUCAGGUUGGCAUUCUGGAGCGCACUCUGAGGAACAUCCACACCCACAACUUAGAGGACAUCAGGAGCAUUGGCUUCUCUGAAUGCCAGCUGCUAAGUAAGAUGUUGCCACGUCCAAACACAAGCUUCUCAGUGACAGGGCUGUCAAACUCCCACGGCAUUCUGAGAGCCAUUCAAGAUGUCAAGCCUGAAGAAGGAACCGAGACCCCAAAGUCCAUAUUUUCUUUAUCACUGUCUCAGCCUUCUGAGAUUGGUUACUUAAAUGUGGCUUCACCUGGAGACACCGCAAACUUCCCAACUCAGCCUCAGAGUCCAAGCUUCAACUGCGAUAGCAUCUAAGAGGGACUACAAGGAGCUGCUCUCUGCUUGGACUGCGGCUGUUGGCUUCCCGCUGCAAGGGGCCAUGCGUCCAGCUGGAUCACUGUGUGUCUAAUAACUCGUUCAAUUAACUUUGUGAUUUUCUCAGCUCUUAUUUGACAGCUGUUAUGUCAAUCACUUGCCCGGCUCUAGCGUCUCAUCCCAGAUCUCCCUGGAAUUUUCACAGAUCUAAUUAAACAAGGUUUUUUUAAAAGGGGUGUUUGUCAUUUGGUCUCAACUCCUUGUGUGAUCUAGACAUGUUCACAGGCCGGGGCCCCAAUCCUGCCUCCGCACGGGCCCACCUGCACUCACAGCAGGGCCAGGGCCCUGAUCCUGCCCUCCACGUAGGUCUGCCCUGCCAGGGCCAGAUUAAACUUUUGUGGGCCUGACGCCAAAUAUAUUUCUGAGCCCUCACGUAG